Penicillium atrosanguineum is the source of this 735-nucleotide messenger RNA. RefSeq names its product class I SAM-dependent methyltransferase. Lineage: Eukaryota; Fungi; Ascomycota; Eurotiomycetes; Eurotiales; Aspergillaceae. The record is from RefSeq and is a predicted model, not a curated record. The transcript has a single exon. The coding region runs from base 1 to 735 and encodes 244 amino acids. Gene Ontology annotation, molecular function: RNA methyltransferase activity; O-methyltransferase activity.
AUGGCAGAAGCAUGCCAUCACCACCCCCCUGCAACAGAACUCUCCAAGGCAGAGCGCUUCAAAGCUACGCACCUCGCCGCGCGCCAUGGCAACUACCACCAAUAUUACGCUAAGUUCCGGGCGCCCACCGUUCCGGACGAGCGCCUUUCCAUUCUCCCAUCAGAUAUCCUCCGCAACGCGCGAGUCAUAGACCUAGGCUGCAACGCGGGCAAACUGACCCAUGAGGCGAUAGCGCACUGCGGCGCGGCCGCCUCAGUCGGCGUCGAUAUCGACCCGUGGCUGGUCGAGCAGGCGAAGGCGGCGUACCCAGACGGGCCGUGCACAUUUGAGCACUUUGACUUCGUGGAUGCGUCCGCAUACACGGGUACCGCGCUGGGCAAGUUCGACGUUGUCCUACUGCUCUCUGUUACCAAGUGGAUACAUCUCAACAACGGGGACUCCGGGAUGUUGACGCUAUUUGCACAUAUACAAAGCAUACUGAAUGAGGGGGGCUAUCUCGUCGUGGAGCCGCAGCCUAUGAGCAAUUAUGCGAGAGCUUCAAAGAGGAAUAAAGAAUUGAGAGAGACGUAUAAGACGAUCCAGAUUAGGCCACCGUUUGAGGAUGAGUUGAAAGCGCAGGGAUUUGAGAGGAUACUGAAAGUUGAGAGGGAUGAAGAGGGGUUUGCUAGGCCAGUACAUGUUUGGAAAAAAAAAAAAAAGUAUCAUAAUAUGAUCAAUGGAGAUGGCUUAAAAUGA